ACGGUUUUUCAGCUCAAUUCAGUUGUUCGAGAAACUUUGCACGAAACAAAAGCGAAAAUCGCACGCGGUGAAUAAAUCAAGCGGAAUAAAAAGCAAACAAAAAAUGACGAUUUAUCCGAGGCGGCUCAAUGGCAGCCUAGUGGUAGUGGUGCUCCUGGUUUUGGCGCUAAACACCGAGGAUGUGGAUGCCAAGUGGAAGUUUGGCGGCGGCAGCAAAUCCCGCGGUAGCUCCAGUAGCUCCAGCAGCAGCAGGCGGACGCACACCUACACACCUUCGUACCACCCGGCUCCGGCGCACCACCCGGCACCAGCGCACCGCCCAGCUCCGAACGUGGAUAACGCGAGGCUGUCCUACGGAGGUAGCUCCCAGCCGGUGAGCAAGGUGAGCACUUCGCAGACCCACAGUGCUGCUCCCUCGGCGCCCGCCUCUCCGAUUGGAUGGAAUGUGCCUGCCAAGCCGCAAGGACCUCCGCCGGCGUACUCCGCCUCGAAUACUGCUGGUGGGGCUCACACCAACAUCCACGAGCGUCCGCCGGCCUACAAUCCCUCCUACAAGCCAGCGCCCCCCAGCUACUCGGCAGCCACCCAAACCCACAGCAACACCAAUCUGCAGAAUGCACCGCGCCCAGCAGGAGUUGCAAGUCCCAGUUCCAGUUCCAGUUCGAGUGGUCCGCACUACUACGGCACAUCUGGCUACCGGGGCCGCAAUAACUCCACCGGUGGAUUUGGAUCUUCGGGUGGUUACCACCAACCCAUUACGGCCACAAAUGCCCACAACGUGCAGUCGAGCUAUCCGCGCCAGCAGUUGCCAGCUGGCGCCACCUACCAUCCGGCGGGUCAACUUCCCGCUGGCGCCACCUACCACCCAGCAGGCCAUUUGCCGGCAGGAGCCUCUUACCACCCAGCGGGUCAAGUGCCCCACGGAGCCACCUACUAUCCAGCGGGUCAGGUUCCUGCCGGAGCCACUUACCAUCCUUCCGGAGGCUAUCCCUCCGGUGGUUACCCGGCUGGUGCCACUUACCACCCGGUUGGACAAGUUCCCCACGGAGCCACCUACUAUCCACAAGGACCCGUCGCCGGUGGAGUGCCGGCGGGAGCCACCUUCCUGCCCGCCGGAGGAGCCCUGCCAGCCGGAGCUGUCUUCUAUCCUCAAGCACCGCAGAAGUCUUCCUCUGGUUUGGGAUUGGGUACUGGUCUUAUUGCUGGAGCUCUGGGUGGUGCCAUCCUGGGUCACGCCCUUACUCCCACUCAAACCCGAGUGGUGGACCAUUCCUAUUCCGGUGGCGGAGGAGGUUAUGGUGGCGGUGGCAACCAAGGUGGCGACGACAAGAUCAUCAUUAUCAACAACGGACCGCCUGGAUCGGUGACCACCACGGAUGUGGGAUCGGGCACUACGGUGAUUAAUGCUGGAGGAGCUCAGCCAGCUGCUUCUCCCUCGCUGCCUGUGCCGCCUUCCUAUGCUGCUCCUCCUGCUCCUGGUGCUCAAGCUGCUCCCGUGCCUCCUGCUCCGUCGGCUGCUGGUGGGGUUCCAUUGGCGCCCUUGGGUCCAUCCCCACCAGCUCCUGCUGAUCCAUCGGCUCCUGCUCCCGCCCCUGGAACUCCUGUUGCUGCUGGAAUUCCUGUUGCUCCUGGAACUCCGGUUGCUCCUGGUUCUCCAGUUGCUCCAGUUGCUGCAAGCCCAGCGGAUCCCAAUGCCCCAGUUCCACCGACCCCAGGGGCACCAGCUGACCCCAAUGCACCACCGGCUGGCCAGAUUAUUUGCGUGCCCGUAAAGAUACCGAAGCCAGAUCCGCAGGAUCCCACCAAGACGAUUGAGGAGGAGCAGAUCGCCUGCUAUCCGGCACCACCGCCGGAAGCCGCUCCUCCAGCCAAUGGAACGGCACCGGCCGUUCAAGAAGCUGUUCCUGCUCCGGUUUCCGCCCCCGGAUCCGUUCAACUGGCCCCCCUUCAAGCCACCACACCCGUGACCAUUCCCGAGGGAUCUGUGCCCUUGGCCCCCAUUAUUCCCGGAGGUCAGCCGGACAUCAUGAAGAUGCCAGGUCUAACGCAGGCUCGCUUGUCAGCGGAAUCGGGACUGAAGGAUGCGCACAGUGUGGCGGAGCGAUCCUUUGGGCACUUCAGCCUCAUCUCCACGGUGCUGACCCUGAUGGUGGCCUUCUGCCUCCACUGAGAACCCAUCUCCACAUAAGCCCUUCCCCACUCAAGGACGCAGUGUCAUUUGCAACCGCAGAGCUUUAUCUAAUUUAUUUCCAUUUUGUGGAAUACGAGAUUCAAAUGGAUUUGUAUGUCUAAC
Drosophila ficusphila is the source of this 2293-nucleotide messenger RNA. RefSeq names its product basic proline-rich protein. The record is from RefSeq and is a predicted model, not a curated record. Lineage: Eukaryota; Metazoa; Arthropoda; Insecta; Diptera; Drosophilidae.